AUGUUGAUGACGUCACCAAUAUUAACAACAUACCUUUCAAGUUUAUCGUCUUGCCCAGUUGUUCUAAUCAGUGGAAAUGGUUCUUGUGGAUGAAUAUAUACCAGGACUUGCGACUCAAACAUCAGAGAACAGCUUCCAACAAUAUGCUCCAUCGCAAAAAGAUUUUCAAAAUAAAACUGAAUUACCAAAUCGUCAAACCAAUCCGAUCAACAGUUUAGCUACCGUAGACAUUGACUACACUAACCUAGAAGUCCCACCACAACCUGUUCUUCAAGCUCAUUAUGUGGAUGGAAUGUGUGGUAUCCAUGUUUUCCUGUACAUCCCAAGCGGUUACGUGUUCCUACAGUAUUUUCUCAACAAAUCUCCAUUACAAGUUGAUUGUGAAUGGCAGGACCAAAAGAUUAAAUCUUCGCUUCCUGAGUUUACUUUGACGUCACUUGGUCACAGUGAAUUCAUCGAUGAGCCUUUUCGUGAGGAGGUACCCUUUGACUUGCCAUGGGAUAACGGCAUGAUUGUGCACACAUUCUUCCCCCAUCUUGUCGUUGAGGGCAGCAUUACAGGAAUAUGCACUGCUGCUCUUUUUUCAAUACUUGGCGGAUACAAUGCAACACCGAAAGUGUCUUAUACCAUAGAAAUUAAUGGAUGUCCACUAGGUAGGUAUGGAGCGAGAUGUAGUAACCAAUGCAACUGCACACAAAACAUUCAAUGUCACAGUUUCAACGGGGCAUGCAUAUGCCCAAAGGGAUUCGCUGGAGACUACUGUGAGAAACUCGAUCCAUAUCUGGAAAUUGGUGUUGAGAGUUUGUACAUUAAAUGGGGAACACCUCUAACAGUGAACUGCACAGCAUAUGGAUUCACACAAACAAACUUACCAAUUAUAUGGAAGCGAAAUAAUACAGUUUUAAAAAAUACUACAAGACGAUAUCUCUCUGUAGCUUAUGCCCCAAGACCGGUUCAAUUGGUUUAUCAUAUAAACAAAGUGACAGAAUACGACAAUGACGUUUACCAGUGCGUUGCUAAUCAGACGAUAAUUCGAGAAGUCAAUAUUAUAGUUUAUGAUCUUCCGAAUCCAUUUACAAAAUUCCCUACGAAUCAAACGGUAUUUUACGGAUCAAAUAUUACACUAACAUGUCAAGUUCGUGCACGCGCAGGAACAGUUAAGUGGACGCGAAAUACUACUUCCGUUAUUGAUGGCACUGUCAUUCGAAACAACACUGGAAACUUCACAAUUUACUUAAACCCCAUAACUGGUGAAUCAACACUGACUAAAAUUCAUGCUAAUAUUGAUGACGAGGCUGUUUAUAGGUGUUUUGUUGGUCAUACGUUCGAAGAAGACGACAUUACAUUUGCUGAAUCAUAUGUAACAAUUGUUGUACCGCCUUCUGAGGAAUAUCCCAUGAUAGAGUUAGAUGGCAGUACAUUAGUUGUGAAAGAAGAUGCCUUGGUCAGUGUGACUUGUGUGGUAUAUAAGGUCAGACCUAUUCCUGAACUGAAGUGGAAAUUAGGAGGCGAGGAAUUAAAUAAUUCUCGACAAAAUUUACAGUUAAUAGAAACAGAUUCACUGUUCGAAAUAAGAAACACCAUCACGUUUCCUGUAAACCGAGAAGAUAAUUUGAAAUACCUGACAUGUAGAGCAAAAAGCAAUGAAUUUGGUGACGCAGAGAAAUCGAUGCGGUUGAAUGUGACAUAUAAACCUGUAGUAAAAUUUCAGCCGAAUUAUGUCGAUAUACUAGAAGGGAAUAGAAUGCAAGUCCAGUGUAUUGGUUCAAGUAAUCCCACUCCCAUCACAUACCGUUGGGAGUGUUCAAAACCUAACGGUGACGUCAUAGUAACAGAUGAGCAGACACUCAGUAUCCCAGAUGUUUCGACUGAUUUUGACCAGUCCAAUCUUCGUUGCUUUGCAAGCAAUAAUAUCGGUACAGGAUCUGCAAUAUUAAAGGCGAACGUGCGUAAAAGGGGUGUUUCGCUGUAUACGUUUCCACCAGCAUUGGCUGUGAUUUCACUUUUGCUGUUGAUAUCUGUCCCAUUUAUGGUGUAUCGGCAUCGCCGCAGAAUCCAACGUAUUGGGCAUCAAUUCACGUUACCUGAAGAUUUAAAAGAUGAUAAAGAAUUUGACGUGUUCAUCUCGUACAAGGGCAACACUGAUGACGAAUUAUUUGUCAUUAAGAAACUCGUUCCAAAACUAGAAGAAAUGGGAUUUGCCGUGUGCGUUCAUUACAAACAUUUCGUUGUCGGUCAAAGUAAGUGAUACAAGUUAGGCAUAUAUAGAGUAACAUCAACAUCCUUGCAAAGUCAGUUUCAGUUACUUGCUCUCAAUUUUUCAACAGUGGCACGCACUAUACAGUGGUGCGUCCAAACUUACUUAAAUAAAUAACAAUAAAAAGUGAACAAAAAGUCAAAAAGAUAACGAA
Molecule: messenger RNA, 2411 nt
Organism: Anneissia japonica
Lineage: Eukaryota; Metazoa; Echinodermata; Crinoidea; Comatulida; Comatulidae
Exons: 12
Coding region: 77-2248 (723 amino acids)
Biological process (GO): cell-cell adhesion; signal transduction
Cellular component (GO): cell-cell junction
Molecular function (GO): cell adhesion molecule binding
Source: RefSeq, a predicted model, not a curated record